Gamsiella multidivaricata is the source of this 2029-nucleotide messenger RNA. RefSeq names its product major facilitator superfamily domain-containing protein. Gene Ontology annotation, cellular component: fungal-type vacuole membrane. NCBI's taxonomy places the organism in Eukaryota, Fungi, Mortierellomycota, Mortierellomycetes, Mortierellales, Mortierellaceae. The record is from RefSeq and is a predicted model, not a curated record. The coding region runs from base 244 to 1776 and encodes 510 amino acids. The transcript is spliced from 3 exons. Gene Ontology annotation, biological process: transmembrane transport. Gene Ontology annotation, molecular function: transmembrane transporter activity.
GAGAAGGAAGCCCUAGGAACUCGGGGGAAGAAAAAAAAAAGUAUAAAAAGGUAGCCCGCACUCGCCAAGGAGGAAGAUUCCUUUCUUCUUUUUUUUUCAUUCGAUCUUCAUACAUUUCCUCUCUCCCUUGGCCUCAUCCGGUUGCAUCCCAUCUGUUUUUGUACAUACACGCACAGCCAUUUCUGUCAACAAAGCUGCAUGCGCUACCUGUUGUAAUACCUCAAGGAAUUAAAUCACACGAAAAUGGCAACCACAAAGACAUGCCGCGACGUCGAUGAGACCCCUCGCACGUCCUGCGAGAUCGCCCCUGCCCACGCAAUCUAUACCACCCGUACCAACACACUCCUCCCCCCAUCGUCCUCGGCCGAGAAAUGUGUCAAGUCCACAGCACCCUCCUUCAUCGGGAUCAGUCAGUCGCCCACCCUGGUCGACAUCUCGGACCGUGCGCCUGAUGGUGGUCUCCGUGCAUGGCUUGUCGUCCUCGGGAGCUUCCUGAUCCACUGUUUCUGUUUCGCACCUACCGAGUACAUCUUUAGCAUGUUCGAGAAUCAUUACCUGGAACUCUACCCAUCAUCAAGCCACGGUUCCAUUGCAUUCAUCGGGACAUUGGGCUCAAGCACAACUUACUUUGCCGGCUUCGUGAGCGGGGCCUCGGCCGACAAAUUUGGGUACCGCUUCACCGCUCUUCUGGGCACUGCUGUGAUGGCCGUUGCGUUGCUCCUGGCGUCGUUCGCGACCCAGGUCUGGCAACUAUACCUUUCCCAGGGUGUGCUUUUUGGAAUCGGUGCCUCCCUGGUCUACUACCCUGCGAUCGGUGCACCCUCACACUGGUUCGACGCCAAGCGUGGCCUCGCCCUCGGCCUGGCUGUCAGCGGCACCGGACUCGGUGGACUGGGCCUUGCGCCUGCUACCCAGGGAUUGAUUGAUGCCCUCGGCGUCGGCUGGACACUUCGUGCCCUCGCGCUUUUCUGCGUCAUUGUCUGCGGCGGCGCCAGUUUCUUGAUCGCCGAGCGAGAGAAUGGUAAGAAGGUCCCUGAACCCUCACCUGCGAUGACCGACGUGGAGAUUGGUCAGAUCAACGAGAAGUUGUCUCCUGAGAAAAUGAAGCCUACUGGCGUGGCCGGCUUCUUUGCGGAGCUCAAGGUGUUCAAGAACCCCCAGUUCCUGUCCUUGACCUUUGCAGAACUCACGGCCUCGAUUGGGUUCCUCAUUCCCAUGUACUACUUCCAGACCUACAGUCUGUUCAUUGGGUUGACCGCCCAGGACGGUGCCUUGAUCGCUGGUCUUUCCAGUGGUGCCUCCUGCCUCGGCAGGAUCGUCCUCGGUUACGCUGCAGACCGUCUCCCCAAGACCGUGGUCGUUAGCUGCUGUGCUUGGAUGACGGCGGGUUCGGUCUUGAUCAUCUGGACAUUUUCCAAGUCUUUUGGGGUCUACCUCCUGUUUGCGAUCCUCUACGGCUUCUUCGCCGGCGGUUACGUGUCUCUGGUACCCCUUGUCCUCUCCGAGACCUUUGGAGCGCACCAGCUCUCGACCGUGAUCGGGUUCAUGUACGCGGCCAGCGGAGUCGGCAUGUUGGCCGGUGCUCCUGUUGCGGGAAUGAUUUUGGAUGGCACGAAGCCCAAUCUCUCGUAUCUGCCGGUGAUCAUGACUGCAGGUGGCACUCUGCUUAUGGGAGCGAUCUGCGUCUCUGCCUGGGUUUUCUUCAGAAGGUUGGACAAGAAGUCUAAGCGGAUCGGGGUUGCUUCCUCUGCGGGAUCGGUCGUCGCAGAUCUAUAGAUCAACAGAUAGCUGUUGUUUUUGAUCGACCGAGAGAAUUCCCCCCCUCCCUCCUUCUUGCUCUCUCCCUUCUUUCCACCGCCUGUACAGUUCACGUUUGACACAUAUACCUCCACCCUCCCUCCCUUCAUAUAGAAACAGCAUCCUCAUCAUGAAACCACUUGCAUCUCCCAUUUUCCACCUGUCCAUAGCACAUUGUAUUUUAGAUUCAUUCCGGUAUGACACCAUUAAAAAGAGAAACUGCUGACAGUGC